Molecule: messenger RNA, 1334 nt
Organism: Lolium rigidum
Lineage: Eukaryota; Viridiplantae; Streptophyta; Magnoliopsida; Poales; Poaceae
Exons: 3
Coding region: 8-1000 (330 amino acids)
Source: RefSeq, a predicted model, not a curated record
UCCGUGCAUGCUCGGUGAUGCCGUCUCCUCGCCGCGCUGCCCGGCCUUACGGAAACUCGCCGUCCAUGGUGCCUCGGGUCUUGCCAACUUUGCGAUCCGCUCAGAUUCUCUCCUGGAAAUCGAGCUAAAACAUCUCAAGGGAGACGGCGCCCUUGGUCUGGGCAACAUCACCAUUCGCUCCGAGUCUCUCUUGCAAAUUGGUCUGAUAAAAGUGCAUGACAUGCAGCAGCUCACCGUCCUUGCGCCGGCGCUCCAAGUGUUAAAUGUGACCUACUGCUUUGCUCAUGGUUCGACUUACAGUGAGCCGGUUGCAAACAUCUGUGCCCCUCAGCUCAUGUGCCUCUAUUGGACCGAUGCCUAUGAACCAAGCUCAACCCAGUUUGGCAACAUCAGAAAUCUCAAGUGGCUGGACACAUACCCUUUUCUUGUAUAUGGACAAGAUUCCCGGAGAUUAUCAAAUGAGUGGUGUUUGGGCCUAAUGCGGCGCUUUGAGAGCAUCCUGUAUCUCACAUUCAUCCUUGUCUAUCCGCUGGACAUUACCAACAAACAGUACUUGAUGGAAGACAUUACAAGGUUCCCGGACAUUGAAGGCUUGGCCCUGGAGAUAAAGCCAAAAGGACAUUCCUUUGGAGCAAGUGUGUUUCAUGUUCUCCGGAUGUGUACUGGUGUAAAAAGGCUGCGAUUUACACUUAUGGAUGUAAUUAGCCACACCGAGGCACAAAGUGCAUGCCCAUCAGAUUGUGUCUGCGAUCAGCUCCCAAAUUGGAAGACCCAGGAACUCGCGCUGAAUUGCCUCCAAGAAGUAACAAUCCAUAAACUGAAUGGAACUGAACAUGAAGCUGCUCUUAUCAAACGGUUAUUCGAUUGGGCAACAGCGCUAGAAAAUAUGACAAUAGCAUUCCAUGACUCAGUCCCCAAAAGAAAAGCCAAGGAGUUCUUCCAGAUGCUUCAAAGUUUUUCCAGGCCAGAAAUAUGUAUGAAGGGCCCUCGCUUCGCCUAAUGUAGUCGUCUCAACAUUAGCUGAGAACCAAGCGUGCCUGAAACUUAACGCAUACUGCUGCUUCUCCAAGAACACUUGAGCAUGUUCCAAAAGACCAACUCACCAGUUUGUUGGUCUACACUUGUGGUCGUUUUGCAGUUCUCUUAUCUCAUAUCAAUAUCAGUUGCACCCUUUUGUUUACAUGAGAGUCUGGUUGAUCAGGCUUUAUCAAUCGCAGUGUUUAGCGCACUACCUUAUAUAUAUUUUGCAGGGUGUACUAGACUGUUCAUACAUUUGUAUCAUUCAGAUGUUCUUUUUAUUUACUGUACAUUUUACAUUUGGAUGUCUAAGCUGA